CGUAAGUACCAUCGCCGUGGGCCUUCGCAUCGUCUCGCUGCCCCCGCACACCGUGAUGGGUACAAAUAAAUACACUUGCCGCGCAAAACACCCGCAGAUCCAUGGACCAAAAAGACGACACCUUCGUAUGUAACCACAUACAUACCGCAACACACAAACAUGAAGAGUGACGGCACACCCACACUGUCGCGGUCCACCCACUCACAUCACAGCAGCCCCUUCUCUCUCUUGGUGCGCUUGCUGGCCAGCCGAUCAGCCGUGGCGGCACCACUCUGCUCCGCCGCCCGCUUGCGGGGCAUGCUGCGCGUCGUGACGCCCUCACACACCACGCCCACCGCCGCCACAUCGCCACGCGUGCUGCUGUUGUUGUUGUCGACCGCCCCACGGCGUGUGCGCUUGGCCCGCUGCUUGGCCGGGGGCUGCUUGUUCUUCCUGCUGUGGUCGAUGUGGGUGUCCUCUUGGUCGCUCAUCUGCUGCUCGUUGUUGCCGUCCUCCUCUGCCGCAUGGUCCUCACUGUCGGUGUGCUCGUCGCCCAGCUGCUGUCCGUCGAUGCUGUCGGUGUUGGUGUCUUCGGUCUUGUCCUUGGCUGGUGUGUCGUCCUGCUCCUCGUCCGCACCACCUGAGAUCGGCAACAAACCAACAGACGCAUAGACACAUCCAGCGUGCACGAAUCCAUCGGCUGACGUCUUUGCCGCCCCACCUACCCGCUCCCUCACGGCUCGCUGGUGGCUGUUGCUGCUGCUGCUGGUGCUGCUGGUGGUGGUCGUGGUGUCUGUCAGGUUCCCCACCACCAUCACCACCACCACCACCCUGCAACAAACACAUGGACCACCUAGAUGAAUGCUUUGCUAGUGUGUUGUGGGUGGCCUGCGUCACCUGUUCGUCUUGGUCCUUGUGGUCGUCCUUGUUGGUCUCCUCUUGAUUGCCGUCCUGCUGCACACCAGCCGCAUCGAAACCAUCGCGGCCGCUGCGUCAAACAGACACACAGGAAGGGAGUGCAGGCGUGUAUGUAUGGCUGUGUUGGCCGUCGCUGUGUGUCGAGGUGUACCUCACUCACCUGGUCUCGUGGAACAUGCCGCCCCUCAGUCUGAGCAUCAGCUGCAGUGUGGCAUGCUCGAGAAUCAUAUAGUCCUUGACGGUGAGGCCGUCCUGGAGCUGCUUGCCGCCCCAGAUGAGCCGCUGCUGGUCGGGUGGGAUGCCCUCCUUGUCCUUGACCUUGGCCUUGAUGUCCUCGACGGUGUCAGCCACCAAAACAUCCAACGGGAUGGUCUUCCCUGUGCGUAUCCAUGACACACAAGGCAAGAGCUGGUGCUGACUGAGGUGUGGUGUGUGCAGUGCACCGCAGUGCCCACCAGUGAGGUUUGUGAGAAAUCACUGGUGGCCAGCAGUGCCAGGUACAGCGUGGCGUUGUCCUGAAUGCCGUAGUCCGCGAGGCUCUGGUCGUCCUUCAGACACGAGUCUCGCACGUCACGGGCGGUCCCGAGCAGCUGCCUGCCGGGCCAAAUGCCCUCUCUCUGCGAUAUCUUGGCCUUGACGUCCUUGAUGGUGUCAGACGGCUGCACAUCCAGCGUGAUGUCUAAACGCACACGCAUAAAACAGUCAGGGACGAACUGACGGGGGACGGUCUGCGCUGUCAUCUACCUCGUCUGAGGUAGGUGAGAUGGAUAUGGAUCUGGAAGGUUGGUUUGGGCUGCCCCGGAUGCUGCUGCUCGUCCACGAACAUGAUGAUCUUGCCCUUGGCAUCCACAGGCAGCGUGCGCAGGUCCCCAUCGACCUUGACCUUGAAGCAACCACCGGCGGCCGGAUAGACAGGGAGGCCGUCGAGCAGACCAACAGCCUUGCUGCUCAUGGUGUGUGGAGUGUGGU
Messenger RNA from Vitrella brassicaformis, 1866 nucleotides. Lineage: Eukaryota; Vitrellaceae. The record is from the annotation of a GenBank genome assembly.